Scleropages formosus (Asian bonytongue) is the source of this 2730-nucleotide messenger RNA. It is a transcript of the gene cpne7, whose product is annotated as copine VII. Bases 468 to 2147 code for a protein of 559 amino acids. Gene Ontology annotation, molecular function: calcium-dependent phospholipid binding. The record is from RefSeq and is a predicted model, not a curated record. NCBI's taxonomy places the organism in Eukaryota, Metazoa, Chordata, Actinopteri, Osteoglossiformes, Osteoglossidae. The transcript has 15 exons. Gene Ontology annotation, biological process: cellular response to calcium ion. Gene Ontology annotation, cellular component: plasma membrane.
GGAAGAGUCCAUUUGCCAGACAUAUCUUAUUGUGGAGACAUUUCUUCCCUGUUUAUGAGGAACAGCUUCCUGAAGACUGGAACCCCCACACUCAAGAAGGAGUAUUUUUUACUUUAGGUUAGGAACGGAGGUUUGAAUAAUUUCACGUCUGCCUCCUUCACAUGGUUCCAUCACUCUAAUCAGACACAGAGAUCUGGCACAGAGAUCCGCCCCCUUGUUUGUUAGGAAAGGGAGGCGAUACAUGCUGCUGUUUGUGGCUCAUCGAUUCAGGAGCUGAAAAGGCGGCAGGCGGUCCCCAGGUCCUCCCUCCACUCGUCGAGUCCCAGGGCCUGUCCUGCGCGAGUCCCCCGAGGGCCCCGUGCUCCCAGUGCUAAGGCUGACUCACCCGCCCUGGAAGAACAGGCCCCGCUGCUCCAGUUGCCAGCACUCAGCCCUCUCUACCCGCGACCUGCGCGUCCCCGGCCAGGAUGGACGAGGCCCAGGACCCCACGCUGCCCGCCGCCGCCCUCACCUCCGUGCCUGCCGCCUGCGUGUCCAAGGUGGAGCUGCGGGUGUCCUGCAAGGCGCUGUUGGACCGAGACACGCUGAACAAGUCAGACCCCUGCGUGAUCCUCAUGGUACAGUCCCAGGGCCAGUGGACAGAGCUGGACAGAACAGAGGUCAUCAAGAGUAAUCUUCACCCGGUGUUCGCCAAGGUCUUCACCCUGGAUUACUACUUCGAGGAGGUGCAGAAACUACGCUUCGAGGUCUACGACAUCCACGGGACACACAGCAUUGGCACCCGGGACGAUGACUUCCUGGGUGGUAUGGAGUGCACCCUUGGCCAGAUUGUAGCCCAGAAGAAGAUGGUGAAGCCCCUGUUCCUGAAGUAUGGGAAAUACGCGGGGAAGUCCACUAUAACGGUGCACGCUGAGGAGAUCUCAGGGAACAAUGGAUACGUUGAACUUUCCUUUUGUGCCAAGAAACUGGAUGAUAAGGACCUCUUCAGUAAAUCGGAUCCGUUCCUGGAGAUUUACCGCAUCAACGAUGACGACACUGAGCAGCUGGUGCACAGGACGGAGGUGAUCAAGAACAACCUGAACCCCGUGUGGGAGUCCUUCAAGGUCUCUCUGAGCUCCCUGUGCAGCUGUGACGAGGACAGGAAGCUAAAGUGUCUGGUGUGGGACUACGACUCCAGGGGGAAGCACGACUUCAUCGGGGAGUUCUACACCACGUUUAGAGAAAUGCAGAAGGCAACGGUAGGAAACAAGGUCACGUGGGACUGCGUGAAUCCAAAAUAUAAGUCGAAGAAGAGGCAUUACAAGAACUCCGGCCUGGUCAUCCUGAGCGAACUCAAGCUUCACAGAGUCUACUCCUUCUUGGACUACAUCAUGGGCGGUUGCCAAAUACACUUCACCGUGGCCAUUGAUUUCACUGCCUCCAACGGAGACCCCAGAAACAGCUGCUCCCUGCACUACAUCAAUCCCUACCAACCCAACGAAUACCUGAAGGCCUUGAUAGCAGUAGGAGAAAUCUGUCAGGAUUAUGACAGCGAUAAAAGGUUUUCGGCCCUAGGAUUUGGAGCGAGAAUCCCACCAAAUUAUGAGGUCUCUCACGAUUUUGCCAUCAAUUUCAACCCCGAUGAUGAUGAAUGUGAAGAGAUCCAAGGUGUCGUGGAGGCGUACCAGAACUGCCUGCCCAAGAUCCAACUGUAUGGCCCCACUAACGUGGCUCCCAUCAUCAGCCGACUGGCAAAGCUGGCUGCCAGGGAGGAGAUCACCGUAGAAGCCUCGAGGUAUCACAUCCUCCUGAUCCUGACCGAUGGGGUCAUCACAGACAUGGCGGACACACGCGAGGCUAUCGUGCGUGCCUCCUACCAGCCCCUGUCCAUCAUCAUCGUGGGCGUGGGCAACGCCGACUUCACGGACAUGCAGAUCCUGGACGGGGACGAUGGGGUCUUGCGUUCUCCGAAGGGGGAGCCUGUGCUGAGGGACAUUGUACAAUUUGUCCCCUUCAGAGACUUCAAAACGGCCUCUCCAGCUGCCCUGGCCAAGUGUGUCCUGGCCGAGGUACCCAAGCAGGUGGUGGAGUAUUACAGCCACAAAGGCAUUCCUCCCAAAUGCCCCAUCGCCGACUCGUCGUUCUCCAUUGCUGGCACGCCUGAAUAAUGGAUCGGGAGUCCGACUGGCUGCUCAACCCCCUUGGCGGUCUACGGAGGGAAGGGACACUGUCAAGGCAACCGAGUUAUGAAUAUGUUUCUUUUUCUCACCUCUGGACUGUCCUCUGCUUCUGCAUGUAGGAGUCCCUCACAGGCUUUCUCAGUAGGGAAACGGGGGCUCUUGUUUCCAGACCGCUGCCUUUCAGCCCCCCCCCCCCCCCCACAUUCCAACUCUCCCAGCAGACUGUCUGUAACCCGUCUGCAAUGGCUCGCCUUUCCUCCGGUCUCGUUUCGCUCUCCCGUUUUUGUGCGUGGUUCUCCACCCGCUUCCUGACAUCUUAACAUUUUGACAGACUGCGAGACACGACACCGGGAGGAGAUCCCAGAUCUAGUGGAAGAUCAGCCCAUGAAGACGUGUGACAGCAGCUCUCCUGGCGCUUCACAAAGGAAGCUUAUUAUUCUAUGAAAAUGAAUGUACAGUAUUUAUGGGAGAUUAAUUUGCACCGACUGCAUAUCCAUCGAUAGCCACUAUUCAAAAUCAGUUUAAUUUCAGUCUGAGCAACUGCUAUAAAACAUUUCAUUAGGAGCCUUUU